Messenger RNA from Fonsecaea multimorphosa CBS 102226, 2925 nucleotides. RefSeq lists its product as uncharacterized. Bases 1 to 2925 code for a protein of 974 amino acids. Gene Ontology annotation, molecular function: structural constituent of cell wall; beta-glucosidase activity. The transcript has 5 exons. The record is from RefSeq and is a predicted model, not a curated record. Lineage: Eukaryota; Fungi; Ascomycota; Eurotiomycetes; Chaetothyriales; Herpotrichiellaceae. Gene Ontology annotation, biological process: glucan catabolic process. Gene Ontology annotation, cellular component: cell wall.
AUGCUCUCACUUAUUUCUGCUCUCCUUUUUGUUAAUGCUUCCGUACAACUGUCCGACUACUCACAAGCUGUCUUGAAGCCUGUUGAGGCUGCAGAUAAUAUCCUCAGACGACAAGCUGCUCAACCAUAUGACGAUGACUACACCGGACCGUUCUGGACGUCGGAGCCAAAGUAUCCAUCCCCGUGGGGUGCUGGCACGGGAGAUUGGGCUACAGCCUACGAAAAGGCCCGUGCCUUUGUCAGUGGCUUGACUUUGCUGGAGAAGGUCAACCUCACGACCGGCGUUGGCUGGGAAUCCGAUCGAUGUGUCGGAAAUACUGGCUCCAUUCCUCGCCUUGGCUUCGAGCCACUGUGUAUGCAGGAUGGCCCGCUAGGUAUCCGUUUCGCCGAUUAUGUUUCUGCUUUCCCCGCUGGUCUGAAUGUGGCUGCCACAUGGAGCCGUGAUCUUGCGAGAGCUAGAGGCGAAGCCAUGGGAGCCGAGAACAGAGACAAAGGUGUCGAUGUACAGCUCGGCCCCGUCUGUGGACCCCUCGGCCGCCAACCUGAAGGUGGUCGAAACUGGGAAGGUUUCAGUCCCGAACCGUACCUGACCGGGGCCUUGAUCGGCCCUACCAUCCAAGGCAUUCAAAGCCAAGGCGUCAUGGCAUGCACGAAGCAUUUCAUUGGAAACGAACAGGAACACUUCCGCCAGGUUGGGGAAUCCAUUGGCUACGGCUACAACAUCACCAACGCCCUCAGCUCAAAUAUUGACGACAAGACUAUACAUGAACUCUACCUUUGGCCUUUUGCGGAUGCAGUUCGGGCUGGUACAGCUUCAGUCAUGUGCUCUUAUCAGCAGGUGAACAACUCUUAUGCUUGUUCCAACUCUUACACAAUGAAUCACCUUCUCAAGGGUGAGCUCGGAUUCCAAGGCUUCGUCAUGUCAGACUGGCAAGCUCAACAUUCCGGAGUUGGCACAGCCUUGGCUGGGCUCGACAUGGCGAUGCCUGGUGACACACUGUUCAACACCGGAUAUACCUACUGGGGCACUAAUCUAACCAUUGCUGUGAUCAACGGUACUAUUCCUGAAUGGCGGCUGGACGACAUGGCCACGAGAAUUAUGGCAGGUUAUUACUAUGUUGGUCGUGACACCAACAGGGUUCCGACCAACUUCUACGCCUGGGGCCAGGACACAUACGGACACGCUUCGGCCGCUGAUCUCAAUUCCCCUCUUGUCAUUGUCAAUGAACACCUGAAUGUCCAAGACGAGCAUCGCAACAUCAUCAGACAGAUCGGCCAGGCGUCGAAUGUCCUUCUGAAGAACAACGGCGGUCUCCCACUUACAGGUCAGGAAAAACAGGUUGCCGUGAUCGGUUACGAUGCUUGUGGCAACCCUUGGGGCCCCAAUGGUUGUCCAAACCGUCAAUGCAACAAUGGAACUCUGGCCAUGGCUUACGGUAGCGGCACCUGCGAGUUUCCAUAUCUGGUGACACCAGAACAGGCUAUCCAGCAGUAUAUCCUUACAAAUACCGAUUCGGAGGUCUUCACCAUUUGUGACAACUACGCAGACUCUCAGAUCCAGAGCCUUGCCACCCAAGCAGAUGUGGCCAUUGUUUUCGCAAAUGCCGACUCCGGCGAAGGCUUCAUCACUAUCGACGGCAAUACUGGCGAUCGCAAUAACUUGUCCCUGUGGGAAGGAGCGGACCGCUUGAUCAAUAAUGUCACCAAGUAUAACAACAAUACCAUCGUGGUCAUGCACACCGUGGGCGCUGUCAAUGUUUCUGCAUGGUAUGACAACGAAAAUGUCACUGCUAUCCUAUGGGCUGGCCUCCCCGGCCAAGAGAGCGGUAAUGCUCUUGUCGACGUACUCUACGGCCUCAUAAACCCUGGUGGAAAACUGCCCUUCAGCAUUGCCCGGAACCAGGAUGACUAUGGCACCGAUGUCCUAUACGAACCCAACAACGGGCAGUUUGGUGCCCCUCAAGUCCUCUUCUCCGAAGGUGUGUUCAUCGAUUAUCGACACCUCGACGCGGCGGGAAUCGAGCCAAUCUACGAAUUCGGAUUCGGCCUCAGUUACACCACUUUUGAAUAUUCCAAUUUGGUCAUCACUCCGGGAAAUCCAGCACCAUAUGUCCCCGCCGGUGGAUUGACAGGGCCGGCCCCGGUCUUGGGUAAUGCAUCCACGGAUCCGUCCUUGUACCUCUUCCCCAAUGCCAGCAUCCCUUAUCGUUACUACGAAUUCAUCUACCCGUACCUCAACACCACCGACCUCGACGCUGCGUCGGCUGAUCCUGAUUAUGGCCUUCCAACUGAUCAGUAUGUCCCGGACGGUGCGACUGAUGGCUCACCGCAGCCCGUCCAGCCAGCUGGAGGUGGACUUGGCGGCAACCCUCUCCUUUACGAAGUUGUCGCAACGGUGACGGCAACAAUCACCAACACUGGGGAUGUUGUCGGUGAUGAGGUCGUUCAACUGUACGUUUCGCUUGGGGAGGGAGAACCACCGAAAGUCCUUCGUGGAUUCGAUCGCCUGACAAUUUCACCUGGUGCAUCAGCCACGUUUACCGCCGAGCUCACUCGCCGGGAUGUGUCCGUCUGGGAUACGACGGUUCAGAACUGGGUAGAGGUCAGCAACCCAACCAUUUACGUCGGCGCUUCGAGCAGAAACCUCCCGCUAUCAGGCACUCUGUCCAGCGGAGCUUCACCGCCGUCGCCAGCUCCAGGUCCCAGUUCAGGAAAUUACAGCUCGCCUUCAGUAGGCCCGUCUUCCAGCUAUGGUGCGCCUACAUAUUCCUGGAGCUCAGGUUAUGGACAACCCACUGGGCCGCCGGUUUCUCAAAUCUCGGACGGACAGCCCCAAGUCAUCAGCCAGAUUUCGGACGGCCAGCCCCAGUGGAGUGCUCCAGUUACGCAAAUCUCGGAUGGACAACCUCAGGUUACGACGGCAUGA